Aspergillus puulaauensis is the source of this 1140-nucleotide messenger RNA. Its product is annotated as bifunctional alcohol dehydrogenase/S-(hydroxymethyl)glutathione dehydrogenase. Lineage: Eukaryota; Fungi; Ascomycota; Eurotiomycetes; Eurotiales; Aspergillaceae. Gene Ontology annotation, molecular function: zinc ion binding; S-(hydroxymethyl)glutathione dehydrogenase [NAD(P)+] activity. Gene Ontology annotation, biological process: formaldehyde catabolic process. The transcript is spliced from 6 exons. Bases 1 to 1140 code for a protein of 379 amino acids. The record is from RefSeq and is a predicted model, not a curated record. Gene Ontology annotation, cellular component: cytosol.
AUGGCUAGCACCGUAGGCCAGACUAUCACCUGCAAGGCCGCAAUUGCGUGGGCCGCCGGAGAGCCCCUCUCCAUCGAAGACGUUGAGGUCGCACCUCCCAGAGCCAACGAGGUUCGCAUCCAGGUUCACCACACCGGUGUCUGCCACACAGAUGCCUACACUCUCUCCGGAAAGGACCCCGAGGGUGCUUUCCCCAUUGUCCUCGGUCACGAGGGUGCCGGUACCGUCGAGUCCGUCGGCGAGGGCGUCACCUCCGUGAAGCCUGGCGACUAUGUCGUUGCUCUUUACACCCCCGAGUGCCGGGAAUGCAAGUUCUGCAAGUCUGGCAAGACUAACCUCUGCGGCAAGAUCCGUGCCACUCAAGGCAAGGGUGUGAUGCCCGACGGCACCUCUCGUUUCAAGGCCCGCGGCAAGGACAUCCUCCACUUCAUGGGUACCUCCACCUUCUCCCAGUACACUGUUGUCGCCGACAUCUCCGUCGUCGCUGUUACCCCCAAGAUCCCCACCGACCGAUCCUGCCUGCUUGGCUGCGGUAUCACAACCGGUUACGGUGCCGCCGUUGUCACCGCCAAGGUUGAGGAGGGCUCCAACGUUGCUGUUUUCGGUGCUGGAUGUGUCGGUCUUUCCGUCAUGCAGGGUGCUGUUAAGAACAAGGCUGGCAAGAUCAUUGCCGUCGAUGUCAACGACACCAAGGAGGAAUGGUCCCGCAAGUUCGGUGCCACCGACUUCGUUAACCCCACCAAGCUCAACGGUCAGACUAUCCAGGAGAAGCUGAUUGAAAUGACCGACGGCGGUUGCGACUACACCUUCGACUGCACGGGUAACGUCGGUGUCAUGCGCGCUGCCCUCGAGGCGUGCCACAAGGGAUGGGGUGAGAGUAUUGUCAUUGGUGUUGCUGCUGCUGGCCAGGAGAUCUCCACUCGACCAUUCCAACUCGUCACUGGCCGUGUCUGGAAGGGUUGCGCCUUCGGUGGUAUCAAGGGUCGUACUCAGCUCCCCGGUCUCGUAGACGACUAUCUCGACGGCAACCUCAAGGUUGACGAAUUCAUUACCCACCGCGAGGCUCUGUCCAACAUUAACACCGCCUUUGAGCAGAUGAAGGCUGGCGACUGCAUCCGCUGCGUCGUUGACCUGUCAUAA